GGGGGAGGAAAUCCCUGUGGUGGUUUCCCAGAAGAAAAGUUAAUUUCCCAGACGCAGAGAGCAGUAGGGUCUGGAACGCUAACAGGACUCGCCUGCUGGAAAUUCAGCCACUGAUCCAAGGAGCACCCUGCCCUCAGGUCCUGCCAGAUGUUUUGAUCUUUCUUCACAAACCUUAGGGAGGAGUAAAAUCUGCAACUCAAAGAAGGCCAUGGCCAACUUCUACUGCAUUUUGGGGGUCUGGAUUUCUCUUCUUCACAGCCAUGUCACAGGAUAUCCCAAACAAAAAAACACUGGAUCAGGAGACAUCAGGAACUGCACGGUCACCCCUCAGUAUCUGCCUCCCACGGUGACCAAUACGACUGAGCGACUGAGCGCCCUGCGGCAACGCAUGCAUUCCCACAACCUGACAACUUACAUUAUCCCCUCCACGGAUGCCCACAUGAGUGAGUACAUUGCAGAACGGGACAAGAGGUUAUUCUGGAUGACAGGUUUCACAGGAUCAUCAGGGACUGCGGUUGUCACUCUGCAGAAGGCCGUCCUCUUCACCGACAGUCGCUACUGGGCCCAGGCGGAGCGCCAGAUGGACUGCAACUGGGAGCUUCAGAAAUCAGCCUGGAUUUCAUCUAUUGGGGAGUGGUUACUUCAGGAAGUUCCUGCUGGGGAGAACAUUGGAUUGGAUCCCUACCUCAUUUCCAUUGAUGACUGGCGAAGCUACAAUGAAGCCCUCAAGGAUUCGAAUAGGAUCCUCAUCUCCAUCGAAGACAACCUAGUAGACCAGGUGUGGGGUGCCCAGAGGCCUCCUCCCCCCACUAGUGAGAUCUACCAACUUCCAGACAACUUCACUGGAAGCACCUGGCAGGAGAAGGUGUCCAAUAUCCUGAACCAGAUGGAGGAUCAUCUCAAGAAACCCACUGCAGUCUUGCUGUCUGGCCUUGAGGAAGUGGCCUGGCUCUUCAAUCUCCGAGGAGAUGACAUCCCUCACACACCUGUCUUCUAUGCUUACGCGCUUCUUACUAGGUGGAAUAUCAGCCUCUUUGUGGAUCCCUCUCGGCUGAACGAAAAGGCUCUCCAGUCUCUGACAUCCCAGUGCCCGAGGGCCUCGUGCGUUCAGGUGGAAAGCUAUGACCAAGCAAGUGCCCGAGUGGCAUCUUAUGCCCAACAGGACCCUGUUUUAAUUUGGAUCGGAAGAGAGUACACUACUCUGGGGUUGUAUCGGCACAUCCCUCAGGAGAAACUCCUGGAAGAAAACUACUCUCCUGUCAUGAUAACCAAAGCAGCCAAGAACUCCAGGGAGCAGGAAAUGCUGAAAGCCGCUCACAUACGAGACGCUGUAGCCGUGAUCCGAUAUUUGGCCUGGCUGCAAAAGAACGUCCCCACCGGUUCUGUGAAUGAAGUCUCCGGCGCACGCUAUGUGGAUCGGUUGCGUGGGGAGGAGCUGUACUGCCAUGGGACCAGCUUUGAGACCAUCUCUGCCAGUGGUUUGAAUGCAGCUUUGGCCCACUACAGCCCCUCCAAUUCUACCAGCCGGACACUGUCUGUGAAUGAAAUGUAUCUGGUGGACUCUGGAGGCCAGUAUCUGGAUGGAACAACGGACAUAACCCGGACUGUCCACUGGGGGGAGCCCACUGCUUUUCAGAAGGAAGCAUACACCCGGGUGCUGAUGGGAAACAUUGACCUUACCAGACUGACCUUUCCAUCAAGAACAUCAGGAAGAGUGGUGGAGGCCAUUGCUCGCCAGGCCUUAUGGAAAGUGGGACUCAACUACGGCCACGGCACGGGCCACGGCAUCGGCAACUUCUUGUCCGUCCAUGAGUGGCCUGUAGGCUUCCAAACCAAUAACAUACCCUUGGAAAAGGGCAUGUUCACCUCCAUAGAGCCUGGUUAUUACCACGAUGGCGAGUUCGGGAUCCGCCUGGAGGACGUUGUGCUCGUGGUAGAAGCAGAGACUAAGUACCAUGUGAGUGAAACGCCCUACCUAACAUUCAAGGUCGUCUCAUUGGUGCCCUAUGAUCAGAACCUCAUUGAUGUGAAACUUCUAUCACAGGAGCAGAUCCAGUACCUCAACAGCUAUUAUGAGACCAUCCGCCAGCAAGUUGGGCCUGAACUGCAGAGACGCCGCCUGCAUGAAGAGUACAAUUGGCUGCAAGAGAAUACAAAGCCUUUUUCCCAUGCCACUCUGAUGGCAGCCUCCCUGGGUAUCCUGGCCUUGAGCGCCCUGACUUUUACUCUUCUGACCGGCAUGUAAGGCUGAGGGGCACCGAACCCUGACUCAUUUCCCCUCACCCCUACUCUUAGGCCUUGCCCGUCUUUGCUUAACCACUUCAGACCCUGCCUGACUUUGACUUCUGAACAUUUCGGCCUACCUCACCGCGACUAUCCCUUUUCUUCAGCAUCAAAUUGUAAACUGUUUCCCUCAAGAGCCAGCGUGGUGUAUGAGCAGGCGAAUUCUAAACUGGAGAACUCGGUUUGAUUCCCCACUCCUCCACAAGAGCGGCAGACUCCUAUCGAGUGAACUGGACAUGAAGCCUGCUGGGUGACUAUGGUUUAGUCACAGUUCUCUCAGAACUCUCUCAGCCCCACCUACCUCACAAGGCGUCUGUUGUGGGGACAGAAAGGGAAGGAGUUUGUAAGCAACCUUGAGUCUCCUUACAGCAGAGAAAGGUGGGGUAUAAAUCCAAACUCUUCUUCUUUUCUUCUUCAAAGAUAGAGGUUGUACCAACCAUAUCUUUGCUUCUGAACAGUUUCUAGCUGAGUCAAGGAGGAGGAGGAGGGGGGAGGAGUAUGCCUGUGGUUACCCUCUUCCCUGAGUAUUUGGAGGACGUCUUCUCCCUCUUCUUUGAACUAGACAAGAACACACACUCGAAGCUCCCUUCUCUUGAAUCAGGUCAUAAGUCUAUCAAAGUCAGCCUUGUCUAUUAUUGACUGUCAGUAGCUCUCCAGUGGAGUUUUUCACAUCCCCAGUCACCUGAUCCUUUUAUUUGGAGAUGCCAAGGAUUGAAACAAGGACCUUCUGCAUACAAAGCAGAUGCUCUGCCACUGAGCUGUGGCCCCUCUCCAUAAAUACGAAGCAGCCUUACCUCCAGACCGC
This is a messenger RNA of Sphaerodactylus townsendi, 3088 nucleotides long. RefSeq names its product X-prolyl aminopeptidase 2 (gene XPNPEP2). The transcript is spliced from 22 exons. Bases 209 to 2245 code for a protein of 678 amino acids. NCBI's taxonomy places the organism in Eukaryota, Metazoa, Chordata, Lepidosauria, Squamata, Sphaerodactylidae. Gene Ontology annotation, molecular function: metalloaminopeptidase activity. The record is from RefSeq and is a predicted model, not a curated record.